Messenger RNA from Grus americana (Whooping crane), 3026 nucleotides. It is a transcript of the gene GAS2L2, whose product is annotated as growth arrest specific 2 like 2. Gene Ontology annotation, cellular component: cytoplasm; stress fiber; actin filament. Gene Ontology annotation, molecular function: actin filament binding; cytoskeletal adaptor activity; microtubule binding. Bases 148 to 2433 code for a protein of 761 amino acids. Gene Ontology annotation, biological process: microtubule bundle formation; actin crosslink formation; protein localization to microtubule plus-end. The transcript is spliced from 7 exons. Lineage: Eukaryota; Metazoa; Chordata; Aves; Gruiformes; Gruidae. The record is from RefSeq and is a predicted model, not a curated record.
AAACAAAACACCCACUGCCCAGGAGGGUGAUUUCCUUUCCCCACGCUGCAUUACAGCCCUUGGACCCCGAGAAGGGCUCCCGGCACCGGGAGGACGGCGUCACCAUCCCGGGUGGCAGAGAGCAAGUGGCACCAGUCUUAUGGCAAAAUGUGGGGGACGCUGGGCGCUGCGGUGCAGAGCAUCCGCCCCUACCAGUCCAGCGAGCAGUACCUCUACGCCAUGAAGGAGGACUUGGCCGAGUGGCUGAAGGAGCUGUAUGACCUAGACAUCGAGGUGGGCACCUUUGUGGAGGUGCUGGAGACGGGGGCCGUGCUCUGCUCCCACGCCAACAACGUCACCCACGUGGCCAGGGAGUUUGCCCGUGACUGCCCUGGCGUGGCCUGCCACCUCCACCUGCCCGCUGCUGGCGUCGCCUGCAACCUCAUGGCACAGCCGGGCACCUUCCAGGCCAGGGACAACAUCUCCAACUUCAUCCAGUGGUGCAGGAAGGAGAUGGAUAUUAAAGACGUCCUGAUGUUCGAGACGGAGGACCUGGUGCUGAGGAAGAACGAGAAGAACUUUGUGCUGUGCCUGCUGGAGCUGGCACGCCGUGCCGCCCGCUUCGGCAUGCGUGCCCCGACCCUUGUGCAGAUGGAGGAGGAGAUCGAGGAGGAGCUCCGCCAGGAGCUGGACCUGCCGCCCGCAGACACCCCCCUGCCCCAGCCCCCCAGGAAACCGCGGGACCUCCACAACCUUGACCAGAUGGUCCAGCACCUGGUGAGCCGCUGUACCUGCCCUGUCCAGUUCCCCAUGAUCAAGAUAACUGAAGGGAAAUACCGCGUGGGCGACUCUGACACCCUCAUCUUUGUCCGAAUCCUGCGGGAGCACGUCAUGGUACGGGUUGGGGGCGGCUGGGACACGCUGGAGCACUACCUGGACAAGCAUGACCCGUGCCGCUGCACCUCGCUCUCUCACAAACAAGCCUUGAAAACCAGGACCCCCCAGCAGCAAGUGCAGCACGAGAUCCGGCUGUGCCCGGCCGCGAAGGUAGCCGCCCGUGGCCACCCCCAGCCCACGCUGCUGGUCAGCCGCUCGCAGAGCCCCCUGCCCCCUGUCACCUGGGGGGCCCGUGUGCCCCCCAGACCCCGGACCCCUAUCACCCCCUCGCCGGAGGGCUCGGGUCGCCCACCGGGUGCCAGCCCUCGCCGAGAGCCAGCGCAGCCCCGGAGAGUCCCUUCGGGCAGGGCGCGGGAGCCACCGGCUGCCCCGUCAGGGAGGCGGCCGCCACCGUCCAGGUCACCUGCUCGACCCAGCUCCCCUGGCCGCGGGGCGACGGGCCAGGCACCCACCCCUUCCCGGCUGGGUCCCGGCACGCAGGACAGCACAGGGGUCCCCAAGGCGCCACGUGGGAGCACCCCGGGGAAAACCCCUGUGGCACCGGCCCGGGGCAGGACCAGCACACCCAGCACCCAGCUGACACCAGCACCUCCGAAAAGCACCCAGCAAGGGGGCAAAUCGUCCGUGGCAGCUGCUAGGCUGCAGGAAGGGGGGGUCUCUGCCGUGGCGAAACCCCGUGCCCCCAGCCCCAUCAGGGUCUGUGCCCCCUCCCCGCACCGGGAUGCUCAGGGAGACUCACAGAGCCAGAAAAGCCCGCGGGAAGGGAGCGGGGGAGCCCUCGGCCAGGGCCAACCACCCUCACCCCGAAAUUCCUCCAGCCAGCCUCCGAAACAGGAUGGCAGCAUUAAACCCCCCAUCAAAGCCAGCCCGGCCCCCCACCGACCCCCCACCCCUCCGGCCCAUUUCGCAGAUGGGUGCAAGGUCUGUGCUGCGAGGGGGGGUCCCCAGGGGACCCGGCAGUGCCACCCAGCCCCGAGCCCAAGGGCUGGGGGUGCUGAGGGACCCGCGGUGCUGGUGGACGAACCGGGAGGAGCCUGUGGUCCUGGCGAGGGGCUCCGGGGGUGCUGGGGGCACACGCAGCCCCCUGGCUACAGCAGGGUGGUGGAGGAGCUCUCCCGCGGACGGCAGCCCCUGCGCCCCGUGGAGCUGGGGAGCUGGGUCCCCAAAACACCCCCGCAAGCCGCCCCACAGCCCACCGCCCUCCCGUCCGAGGGGGAGGCGGAGAGUCCAGGAGCGGGGGGCCAGACCCUGCGGGGAGCCAAGGCCAACAACGUCCCCAAGCCCCGUCGGUGCCUGAAGAAACCCGAGCGCGUGCCCUCCAUCUACAAGCUGAAGCUGCGGCCCAAGGCACGUCCCCGGCGGGACCACAGGCCGGGCAAGCGCCCCUCGCGCAUUCCCACCCCGCUGGGGCAGCGCCCACCCACCUCCCGGGGCCAGCAUCGCCCCCCGGCAACCCCCCGGCACCCCCAGGCUGGCGGCACCCGUCCUGGGGCCAAGCCCUCACCGGCCGACAGCAGCGCCUGGCUGACCGAGGAUGACGAGGAGGCGUGGGUCUGACCCCCACCCCAAGUUUCGCGGGGACGGACCCCUCACUCAUGCGAAGGCGGGAGCGACGCCCAAGGUCAGCACGGGCAGCGCAAUGGAUUUGCUCCCAGGCAACCCAGGGGGGUCCGCCAUCCCCCUUGCCCCUUGGAGCUGCACCCCCUCCUUCCCCAUGGUUUACUGGGGGUUUGUUUGGCUGGUAAUUCUCCCCCCAACCAGGCGCUCUUGUACUGGUUUGGGUGGAAAAAUCCAGCCCCAAAGUGAGAGAUUGGGACGCCCCACACCUGGCAUCCAAGCGUGCAAACCAUCUGGUACCUCAGGCUUCCCCGUCUGUACAACGGGACUAACGAUCCUCAUGUCUUACAGCACCGAGAGCCUUAACGAGUGUUUGAGUCACUCGGGUCGGGGGGGAUCACAGGACAUGACCCUCGCUGAGCCCCACCGGCUCCCUGAUGGGCGAAAGUGGGAGACCCUGGGGGGGGGGUCAGUGGUCACCUUGGCGGCGAUGAUCAGGGUGAUGGCUCUCACCAAGGCUCGUUGGGGUCACUGCUGCCCUCCCGAGCCUGCAGCCACGGACCCGGCAACGUUCUUUGUGCAAUAGAGACGUA